This is a messenger RNA of Lactuca saligna, 783 nucleotides long. The record is from the annotation of a GenBank genome assembly. NCBI's taxonomy places the organism in Eukaryota, Viridiplantae, Streptophyta, Magnoliopsida, Asterales, Asteraceae.
AUGGCGAUUACUCUCUCAACAAUCGCUCCGAUCACUCGUAAUUACCUCUCUCCUGCUAAAAAUUCGCCACCAAGUUGUCCAAGUAGUAGUUGUACUUAUAAUCUCACUCUCUCCCCCUCCGUCACCGCCAACAAAACGGUCCUCGCUUCUUCAUCACAUACUCGCCGCCGUGUCUCCGCCGCCGUCUCCAGCUCAACCGGAACUGCUGAAUCUUCGAUUGGAAUUGGCGAAGAAACGGGCAGUCUGUUGGAGAGAGUAGAGGUGUUUGAUUUGAAUGGGAAUUCGGUUUUGAUUUCUGAUUUAUGGAAGGAUCGGAAGGCUGUCGUUGCAUUCGCUCGUCAUUUCGGAUGUGUCCUUUGUCGCAGACGAGCUGAUAUGCUUGUUGCUAAGAAGGAUACGAUGGAUGCUUCAGGUGUGGCGCUUGUCUUGAUUGGACCUGGUAGUGUUGAUCAGGCAAGAACAUUCUCUGAGCAAUCUGGUUUCAAAGGAGAAGUGUAUGCAGAUCCUAGUUAUGCAUCAUACAAGGCACUGAGCUUCGUUUCUGGGGUUUCAACCACUUUUACACCCGGAGCAGCUUUGAAGAUCAUAGAAGCAUACAUGGAAGGUUAUCGACAAGAUUGGAAGCUUUCCUUUGAAAAAGAUACUCGUACCAAAGGUGGUUGGCAACAAGGUGGAAUCAUAGUUGCAGGUCCAGGGAUAAGCAACAUCUCAUACAUCCACAAGGACAAAGAAGCAGGGGAUGAUCCCAACAUAGAAGAGAUACUUAAAGCUUGUUGCUCAUGA